Caenorhabditis bovis is the source of this 1296-nucleotide messenger RNA. The record is from the annotation of a GenBank genome assembly. Lineage: Eukaryota; Metazoa; Nematoda; Chromadorea; Rhabditida; Rhabditidae.
AUGAAUUUCACAUCGACACCCAGCGCUUUAUUAUCAUCACCGGCGCAUUCGACGCUAUGGUUUCGAUGUUUCAACGACCUUCGUCUGAUGUCGGACCUCGAAAAACACAUCAACAAUUACAUCUUCCCGAUUCAAUUCAUCAUCACCGUCGUGGGAAAUCUGCUGACAAUGACGGUUUUGCUCGGCGGACACAUCAAAAAUAGAGCCAAUCAUCUUCUCACUUCCCUUGCCCUAUGCGAUAUGUUCGUUUUCGUCAUGAUGGUCCCACAUUAUUUAUCAUCGCUCGACGUUUUCUCUCAAUCAAAUCGCUUCCGAUUGUUUCACUAUCAAUCGAAGCCCCAUUUUGGAGCUCUGAGUAAUUGGUUCUCAGCGGCGGCUAUUUGGUUUGUUUUGGCAGUGUCCUUAGAAAGAUUAUUGAUCAUCAAGUUUCCAUUCAGGUCGCUUGAUGUUUAUAACGUAAAACAAAUGAUUAUAAUUUCUGUGGGAAUCAUGCUCGCAACAUUGAUUUUAACGAGCUAUCACCACAUUUCCCAUUCUUGCCUCUUAUUCAUCGCAUGCUACGGGACCCAAGUUUUGGGGAAAUGCUACCCGAAUACCGAAGACACAAUUGGCAAACGUCCAAAUCCGACAAGUCAUUUUACUAAGCAGUAUCUUCACGUGUCCGUCUACGCGAAUGCGAUUCUCGCAGUGCUUCUGCCGAUUUUUGCAGUCGCUAUAAUGAAUAUCAGUCUGAUCAGGCUGGUGAAAAGAAGGCAUUCGGAGGAGCUCCUCGUGCGCAAUGCCAACAGCGGACCAUCGAACAUGGCCGAGCAGGAGAAGAAAAUGACGCAGACAGUGUUGGCGAUUGUCUCGUGCUUUACGCUGACGCAAGGCCCAUCGGCCAUCGUGUUCAUCUGCCAAACAAUUUUCCCAUCGAAUCACUAUCUACCCUACAUCUCGGUAAUCGCCAACCAAUUAGUGCUCACUGGAAAAAUGCUCAAUGUCGUGCUCUUCUGCCUAACAUCGGAGACGUUCCGCCGUCGUUUGUGGCUCACUGUGCGAUUCUGGUGUACACUGAUCUUCUACGCGGGUCGCAACAAAUCAGACCGAUCGAACUUCACUCGAUCCAAAUCGGUAAUGACGCAAAAGACGUCGAUUGUCUAUUCGCCAUGCUCGAGAAAUUUCUCAACGAAUCGACGAGGAUCGGUGUCAAGCGACAGCAUCAAAACGAACGCACGACCGAUUCCGCUGGUGACAAUGACCGCUGAAGGCGGCUAUCCGACACCACCGACUGGCACCAGAUCAACCAAUGUGUAA